AUGAAAGAUACUAUCAUUAGAUCGCCACAGGAUGGAGAAAGUACAAACCACUUUUUGGACAACAAUUCCAACCAGGAGGUCGGCCCAGAUUCAUCCCCAGAUGUUGAUUCGCUGAACAACCUCAGCAACUCCACAACCAACAACCGCAGCUUCGGUUUGGACCAGAACCUCAACCUGACCCUCAGCAACAAACCCAGCCCUGGAGGGGUCCAUCAGCCCCAGCCUCCAGCCCUCCGGCCCCCAUCACUGUCCGUCCUCUCCUCUCUGAACAAACCCGACCCCUCGGAGGUGGACGACGUGGCCCCGGCGGUGUCUGACUCCAGCACGGACUCCAACUCCACCCCCAGUCAUGACAUUUGUGUGGAUCCUGAUUUGCUUAACGGCAACCUGAACUCCAACUCAAAACUGACCUGUGAGAGCAACGGCACAGUAAUCACGACCUCUGGAUGUAUAAUAAAACUGAUUUCCUUCUGCCUGCAGCAGUUCGAGGACCCAUGCGAGCAGAAGAACAGAGCGGAGGGAGGGGAAAUGAAGAAAACAGGAAGUCAGGUCCUGGAUUCCAUCUGCAUCAGUGAGGCAGAAAAACAGGCCGUUCUCACCCUCAUCAGAGAGGAGAUCAUCACUAAAGAGGCAGUGGCAAACGACUGGAAGAAAAAGUACGAGGACAGCAAACAAGAAGUCAGCGAGAUGAGGAAGAUUGUUGCAGAGUACGAGAAGACAAUUGCUCAGAUGAUUGAGGAAGAGCAGCACAACACCAAGAUUUCCCAGAAGACUUUGCAGGCUGUGACGGCGGAGAAAGAAAGCACCAUGGCAGACCUGAACUCUGUGGAGCGCUCUCUCUCUGACGUGUUUCGGCGAUAUGAAAAUCUGAAGAGCACCCUGGAGGGAUUUAAGAAAAAUGAAGAGGUGCUGAAGAAAUGUGCUCAGGAGUAUCUGGCCCGAGUCAAGCAGGAGGAGCAGAGAUACCAGACGCUCAAAAUCCAUGCUGAGGAGAAACUAGACAGGGCCAAUGAGGAGAUCGCUCAGGUGCGCGGAAAGGCGAGCUCAGAGAACAUGGCGAUGACGGCCAGUUUGAGGAAGGAGCAGAUGAAGAACGAGUCUCUGGAACAAGCUCUGCAGCAGAAGAAUCAAGAGAUGGAGGAACUGACCAAGAUCUGCGAUGAGCUGAUUGCCAAAAUGGGAACAAUAGACUGAGUGACUGCGAGUCCUCAGAGCGACGCCCUGUGCAUGAAGAAGCAACUUCCAUACCCUCUGCCAGCCCUUGCAACAGACUGCUCCUGUACAGAUGUCUAAAGUAACUUCCUGUAAACUACAAUUGCACUACUUCUGACCCGAACCUAGACGGUUUUGUACAUGCUAAUAAUUGUUCUAGUAGGAACUGUGUUAUAUGUAUGUGGUCACGUUGUUUUGUUUGUCUGUUACGAGGCCAUCUUGUGCUUUGCCCAUCAUGCCAGCGAGCAACAACCUGCUUGUGAUUCAACUUUAAUUCCCAGCGGAUUAACAGCUACAUUCCCAGCAACUCCUUGAAUGACAUCAUGCAGGCGGGGUUGUUUAGGAGUUACAUCUUUGCAUACAGUAUAUUUGAUUAGGCUUUGACAAGGAUUGAUUUUUUUAUGAAAGCAACGAUCCAUGACGUGUAUUUUAUGCCAUAAACUCUGAAAGAGAAAAGCUCAGGGGUGUGUGUGUGGCAGAAUGAGGUCAGCGUCAAAGUCAGGCUGCACAAGAACUGGAGGAAAGGAUUUACGAUUAUUUGAGGAAAUACAGAAGUCCUCGGAGGCCUUGGUUUGUUCAGGAGAGAUACUGAAUCCAGAACGAGUCAGUGAAACUAAAGCUGAGAAUAAUUCACAGCGUUAGCUUUACCUAGAUUCUGGACAGCUAAAAUCCUUCCCCUUAGUAUAACAACCUGAGAGUAACAGACCCGUGAUUGUAUAAACAAUAAAGAGAACUUUAUAAUAAAGAGAAAAACACUUAAUCCACUCCACCACUGUACGUUAACCAUCCUGUGUUAAAAGUCCUAAA
This is a messenger RNA of Notothenia coriiceps (black rockcod), 2019 nucleotides long. Its product is annotated as transforming acidic coiled-coil-containing protein 1-like. The coding region runs from base 1 to 1194 and encodes 397 amino acids. Gene Ontology annotation, cellular component: cytoplasm. The transcript has 9 exons. Gene Ontology annotation, biological process: cerebral cortex development; nuclear migration; mitotic spindle organization. The record is from RefSeq and is a predicted model, not a curated record. Lineage: Eukaryota; Metazoa; Chordata; Actinopteri; Perciformes; Nototheniidae.